AAAAGAUUAAAAAAUAAAAAAACAAACCAAUGCCGUAUAUUUAUUACAAUCGUCGUUGAAUUGUGGCUCACCCGUUUUAACUAUUAAAAGCAAUAUGUUUUUAAUGAUAGUUGUAUUCUUACUGGAGGUUAUCUUUUCUUUUCUACCGGGCUAUGUGGGGAAUUUGACUGCUUUGGUAAUACUCUCAGACUUAGACUACUUAUUUAUUUUAAUUUAGGUAGCUUUUAAUUCUGAAGUCUAAGUCUAGUCUAAGUAACUAAGUUACUUAGACUUUGACUUAGUUAAACUUACUAAGUUAAAAUACUAAUAGAAUAGUAAUAGUACAUUAUUAAAUAUAAAUACCUUUUAAUUAUUAAUUUCAAUAAAUAUUUCAAUAAAUACACUUUUUCUCCCCGAAAAUAGGGGCAAAUCAUGAGUGCGUGUUAGACGCCGAUAUAAUGUUAGUUUUUUUUCCCCUGAAAUCUCCUUCUUAAAUUGAGGUGCGUGUUAUACGCCAAUAAAUAGGGUAAUAAAUGAAUGAGUAUAAUAUAAUGAUUCAAUCUAUGAUUCAAUCACAUUUGUUUGACUUGGACUUGAUCGAUUGAACAAUAAUUAGUAUUAUAAUUCAAAUGACAGUUGAGUCGAUCAUUGAUACAUGGAUAACUUAAGACUUAAGUUUAAGUAAUUUUCAAGUCUGGGCUAGGCCCUGCAUACCAGACUGACUAGUUACUUGUACUUACUCAGUUAACUUAACUUAGUACUAAAAUUAGUAGUCUACUACUUUACUAUUAAUUGAUUACAAAUACUUCUGUUCUUCUACAAACCUACCCUACAGAGACAGUCCUCAUUGAAUGAAUGAUAUGAUUUCCUGUACAUAUCUGUUGUAUAUAGGCCUAUAACAUAGGCCUAAUAUUGAACUAUCGACUAUCUUAUUUUGAAAUAUCUUCUUUAGUCUUUAUGCCCGUAUCCCGCCUUAUGCUUUUUAUCUUUACAUCUCACUAUAACUAUAAGUAAAAAGUAGUUCUGAAGGAGAACUUAAAAAUUAAGCUGUUUGGUGACAGAUGGGAGAGAUGGUUGUAAAUGCAAGGCUGGGUAUUGUUAACUGGGAUGGUCAUUAAGUGAGGUCUGUGGAUUAUCUAUAUUACUACGACUACUACUUAGUCUUAGGCCUAAUUCCCGUUCCUACUCAAAUCUUAGUAACAACUAAGUAAGCUAGAAACAGUUAACUAAUUGACCAAGCUGUAAAAUUAAAGUAGAAAUUAUCUGACUAAUAAAAUAAUAAAUGACUAGCUGAGGCACCGCCUUCGGCUGUAUUUACUCUCAUUUGAUUUAAUAGUAGUAGGUUGUCAAUUUUUUUUUAGUUUACUAACAUAAAUAUACUUGGUAGGUCAAGGGUGGGUGGGGUGGGGGUGGAUAAGGAAUUGAAGGCCCAAAAAUUCUAAAGAAUCAGUUGGUUCCAAAAGGUCAUUUAUGAAAAGUAUAUGUAAAAAUACAUACCUUUAGUGGAGGAGGGGUGAGGGUUUCCAAAAUUUUGGCUUUGUCCCAGGCACAGAUGUUGUUUGGCAAGGUCCUAAAUAUAUAAUUAUAAUUUAGUACACAUUUACAGGUGCACCACUAUUCGAUGUACACCUCACUUACACAGACACACAGUCCACAUACAUCUUACACACACCAGAUCAUGCAAUCCACACAUGGACACCACUGAAACUUCUAAAUUAGUAGUCUUAAUUAACUUAAUAUUUUGCAGUUUGAUUUUGAGCAAUGUGAGUAGUGUAUCUCCAUUUGUUUAAAGUCUAAAUAUAUUUUCCUUUGCAAUAUGGAAUUCAUAUUCAUAGUAAUUAUUUAAGUAUAUUUGUGUUCCUUAGAUAUCCAAGUAUGUUCUUAAAAUAUCUGAUGAAGAAAUGAAUACCAGAGCAGAAAUCAAAGAUCUAAAAGAACAACAGUCAGGGCUCAGUGCAACAGAUAACUUUGCUCAGUAUGCUCGACUGCAAAGAAAGAUUGAUAAACUUUUGAGCGUAAUAAAAGAAAAGGGUAAAACAUUUCUUUGUUUAGUUUAUUGAAUAUUGAUUAUUAUAAUCAUUAUAUGUUUAAUCACACAUUUUCCAUUACAAGACUGAACCGGUUUUUUAACCUUGAUUUCAUGAGCUGGAAUUGUAAAUACUCAAGCUAUGAACUUCUUAUUCAUUUAUAGGAUUUAAACCCAGAUUUGUUAUGUACACUUAAAAACAACCCUUUGUUCUGGUUCUGGUAAUGUUUCGUUGCUGCACCCAUGUACUGGCAUCUUUGCAACGGUUGGGGGUAUGAUGUUGCGAUUCUAACAGCUCCUAGCUGAUGCCAGGGCAGCCUUGAAGCUUUCGACUGAUGUCGAGUUCACAGUGGCAUCGUUCAGGUGGUUCCAUGCUAUUAUUGUGCAUGGGAAGAAAGAUUGAUGAUACUGUGUCUCUUAAUUGAAAUUGUUUUAUUUUUUGUUGUAAUCCCAAAGGUAAUUCAAGGAAACAGAGCAUCACUUAUGUUAGAAUAGGUGUGAGUGCUGGGAUUUAUAUUUUACAUGCAAGUAUUAACUUUUUAUAUUGGAAAUUGAAACAAGUAUGUUAUUAGAUAUGAUUAACAAAGUGCUAGAAAUAACUAUGAGCUAAUAAUAUUGAUGGUAAACAGUGGCGUAGCGAGGGUGUUUGGCGCCCGGGGACAAGAUCCAUUUUAAAGCGCCCCCUUCUCCUUUUUUCAACUCUCAAACCCAUUAUUUUUACCAAUAAUAUAAUAUCAAAUCACAUUUUGGCGCCCCUAACUAGCUGGCGCCCGGGGACAUCUGUCCCCCCCCCCCCUUGCCCCCACCACGCUACGCCUCUGAUGGUAAAUAAUUUCAUAUUUUAACUAAAACCGGGGAAAAGAUCCAUUUUAAAGCGCCCCCUUCUCCUUUUUUCAACUCUCAAACCCAUUAUUUUUACCAAUAAUAUAAUAUCAAAUCACAUUUUGGCGCCCCCAACUAGCUUGCGCCCGGGGACAUCUGUCCCCCCCCCCCCCCCUUGCCCCCACCACGCUACGCCUCUGAUGGUAAAUAAUUUCAUAUUUUAACUAAAAAAUAGGAAAUAGAAAGAAAAUUAGUUUUCUGAAAUGAAAAAUUUAUCCAUCAAUUUGGAAUUUGUUGUUUUUGUGUUAUAACUCAUUUUUGAUUAAAAAAUUUAAAUGAAUAUUUAAAAAAAAAAUCAAAAUAUUUCAAUUUUUGUAUUUUUUUGGUACUCCUUGCCUAAAGAAAAUUAAUUUUGUGUGACAACAGGCAAAUGGAAAAAUAAACAAAAUAUUAAAAAAGGGAAGAACCAUUUCUACUUUAUCAUUGGUCAUCUUUUGCUUGAAGCACUACAAAGAGAUUAUGAAAUAAAUUAAGCCCCCUUUCAACUUUUAAUACUUAAUAUCUUGUAUUUGCAAUAUUUGAAAUAAUUAUGUAUCAUGAGUUCAUCAAAAUAUACUGUCAAAUAAAAUUGUGAAAUUAAAAAAUUUAAAGAAAUAUUAAUCACAUCUAUAAACGUAUUGAGUAAAGGAAGAAAGCAUUGAAGGUAGUUUUUAAGACUGGAUCUCAAGUGUUAAUUAUUGAAAAUUUUAAAAUGAUUUUUUUAUUUAUUUACAUUUUUAAACAUUUAUUUCAAAUAAUAGGAAAUAGAACUCCAGGAAUCUAAUUUUGUCUAUAUCUGUGAAAAAUAAAUUAAUUUUUACUUGUUUUGACUAAUUUAAAGUCAUUUUAUUCAUUAAUCCAAAUGUUAUCCUUGUGCUAGUUAAGGGAGUAAGCUUGUGAUAAAAGAUGCACAUUAACAGUUUUUGCAAUAAAGUAUUUAAACAAAUUAAUUUAAAAAGGAUGUUUAACUUUUAAGAUUUCUUUAUUAUUAUAGUAGGUUUGUAGCAUUUGAGUUAAUUUAGUGUGAUGUGUUAUUACCAGUGUUAUGCUAUAAAAUUGUAAAGGCUCAGAUUUAACUACUAGAACAAAUAAAGGGGAGAGACUGCAAUCAGGUUAGGUAGAAGGAAAUGAGUGAAACAAAAUAAGACAAAACCUGAAAAGGGAUGCAAAAAACAUCAAUGAACUUGUCAGCAAGAAGCCUUCCUCAGUGAAUAAACAACAGUAAAAACAAUACUAAAUAAAAAUAAACACUUAGCUGCAAUGUAGUAUCUGAGAGGACUGCAAGAGGAAUGUUUAAGUAGGUGUAAGAUUUAAUACGGGCGACAUUUGUGAUACCUUGGCUUGAGGCUGUAUAUUUUCUAUUUAUGACCUUUAAUUCACAACCACCCCCCCCCUCCCUUCCUAAAGAUGUGGUGAAAAUGCUCCCCACCUCUCAUAACAAGGAAUUUUAAGUUGGACACUGAUAGAUAGCGAGAAUCUCAUAGGUAUUUAAAUGUUUCCUAAGAGAUUUCUGGCCACAACAUCUUCCAUUGCACCUGAUUAAAGGGCUCUUUUCUCCUAACAAAAAUUGCUAUAUUUUAUAAAAACAGCUAGAAAGUAGGGCUGUCAUCAACACUGAUUUAACUCCUCACAUCCAACAUCUACAAUGCCCUAACUAUGAUUUGUAUAUUUUGAGGAUUAAACACAUAAAUAAACAUUCAAACUUGACACCACUUUAUUCAACAGGCAGUAAUUAUGUUGUCUUUCAUGUUUCUUCUUCGGAGGGAACCCCUUUUGCUGGUCAAUGCCUCUUGGUUUUCACCAGUUGGUAAAAUCAUAUCCUUUCCUACUGGAAUACCAGGUGAGAUAGCAAGUUUAUUUAAAAUAAUUAUAAAGUAAUAGAACAGUGGUUCUCAAAGUGGAUGUUAGACUGCCUAAAGAGUGCUGAAAGGCUUAGGAGAUUUAAUGGACCACUGGAGGGGAGUCAAGCAAAUUAUAUGGGGAAUAAAUUUUAAACAAAUUCCAAUUUAAGGAUGAUUCACUAUUUUGAUUAUAGAUAUCAAAUAAGGGCUGAGCAUUGACACAACACUCUAGGAGAGAGAAAAGCCAUCGAUCUAACUUUUAAGGGGAAAUACCCUACUGUAAUUAACAGCACUACCUAUACACUUCAGGAAGUGUUGUGAACUGAGAACCUACUAGACCAGGGGUCUCCAAACUUUUCAGCCCGAAGGCAAUUAACUAUCAUACAGCAGUUCAGGGGUCGACUACACGCUCGAAUUCCAAAUAAAAAAGAAUCAAAACAUGGAUGCUGUUUUUAAUUAUUUAUUUAAUAUUAUUUUAUUCAGUUAUUUUUAAUAACAUAUUGGUACAUUACACAUGAACACCUGUAUUAGUGGGAAUGGUGAAAUUGUUUCUUGGAUGCCUCCUUCACUAUCUGUAAAUGGUUUGCUACUGUUAGCCAGGAUGUAGGCAACUCUUUAACUGGACUUAGUUAAAGAUUCAUUUUCAUUUGAGGAUUUACUGAACAAUGCCCUCUGAGAUGUGAGUUGAUUUGUAAUUUAGAAAUUUUUUGGCACUGACUUUACCCUCCAACUGUGCGUAUUUCUCCUGAUGUUUGCUUUGAUGAUGAUGGCGCAGGUUGUAUUCUUUCAACACAGCCACGGUUUCGUUUCAAAUCACACACAAUGCUUUAUCGAUAGAUUUUCUCUUGAAAUUGCCGACACUCUUCGUCUAUUUUUCUUUUCUCUUAUCGGCUAUCGCUGGGCACUAAAAUAAAGUGAAUUCAACAUGAAUAAAUAGUGAAACUGAAAGUUUUUUAACACAAUAUCGCUAAAAAAACCUGAUUAUGCGAACUAAUUUUGUCACAAUUACAGCUGCAAAUGACCCGAAACAAUUUUUACAAACUCUUAUGAUUUCUUAAGUUAAACUUACCUGAAUAUAGUGUGCAAAUAUAUCCACUUAUGAUUGAGUUAUGGUAGAAAGAUUGAUGCUUUUAAUAUUUCCUCUUCAGAAUAUUCAAAAAAUUCUUAUUAAACUAACGACAUUCCCAAUAGUUUAAACACACUGAUAAGUAAUUACGUGAAGGAAAUUAUUACUAAAUAAAGUAGAGUGCAACAUGUUUGGCAAUCAGAUGCUAACUGAAACUAACACCUCCUGACCGCAGCAGUCAAUCGCAACUUGCAAACUGAUCAAAAUAAUCAAGUCUUGAACAAGCAGCAAACCAUUGAAAAACUCCGCCACUAGAUGGCGUUAUAUCAUCUCAUUGACUAUGAACGGAAGUAGAGAAACUAAGCAGCGAAUAAGGAUUUGCAAUGUAGUGAUCGGUUGGAAAACAUACCGCACUACUGCGGGCCUCUAUUUUAAUUCUAUAAAAACAUAAUAUCCAUGUAAGCGGCGGCUGAUCUUGGCAGGAUACACGUAAAUUUCCGUAAUUUUUUUUCCGUAGACAUAAAGGUCUCCACGGGCCGUAUGAGAGGACCUUGCGGGACGUAGUUUGGAGACCUCUUUACGAGACCAUUGCCUUUAAGAGGUGUAAACUAGUGAAUAAUUAAUUAAUAGAAUAGUAUUCAAUAUUGUUCCAGUAAUUUUUUUAUCUAAAAUAUUGCUUUGGAAACAUCAUUUAACGAACUUACAUUUUAAUUUGCUAUGUGCUAUAUAAUAAAUACCAUUUCUUUUUCCAUACAUUUUCAGGUGCUGUAGGCUUGGGUUGCUGGGUGCUAGUAUCUAAUUCGGUGGUGCAGAGAGUGAAGAAACUUACAGGAGUUUGACCAGUUCCACUAGAACUAGAGAAAUCAUUACUAAUUAAACAUUACAUGCUUUCCUUAAUGUGGUCACACAAUUUCUAAAGAUUAUUGGAUCCUUUGUCAGUCAAGUGAUGGUUUCUACAAAAUUCUGCCAUUUACAAAAAUUAGGGGAAAUCCAUUUCAUUGACCAACAUGAAAUUGUGUUUGAUUGUAUAAAAUAUAAGAGCAGCUUCAUUGAGCUUUGAAGUUACAGAGUGUUCUUCUUUAAUCUUGAAUUUUGCUUUCUAUUUAUUUAAUAUUUUUUCAAGCAAUAACAUUCUCCCCUUGUAUAUUAUUGUAAAAUAUUAUAAAUGCAACUUGUUUUAAUGUUGACUGUUUCAAUUUACAUAUUUUAAAAAUAGUUAUCUCUACCAUACCUUUCUAGUUGUCUCAAAAAAUAUAUAUUUCAAUUAAGUGUUAACCUGCAACUUAAAUAAUCUAGAUAUGUUACUUUUGCUGAAUUUUUUUAUUUUGGGAAAAAAAAAUGUUGAUAUAAUUUUUAGCAUAAGAAAAAGUUAAGAUGAAAGUUUAAACCAUGAAGCACCAGAUUAAAAAGUAUUAAAAUAUUUUAGAUUGUUUAGUUUUAUUCUAUUUGAAGUGUUAGUUCUAUUUUUGUGUAAAGAUUCAAUAGUUGGAUCUGAGUCAUUGGCACACUGCUUCAACUGUGUGGCUCUUUAUUUGGUGCCAUAUAAUAAUCUUGGGAGAUGCACAAGGUUUAGACUUAAUCCAUGAAACUUCCUAACCUAAACCUCUAUGUGAGGAAGCCAACAGGCUUCUAUUAAGUCAGAACAUUCGUCUGGCUUAUCAGUAAAAGAGCAGCUGCUUUUAAGCUCUUGUGACCAGUCUAUUAGGCUUCUCUUAAGUCAGAACAUUCGGCUGGCUUAUCAGUAAAAGAGCAGCUGCUUGUAAGCUCUUGUGACCAGUCAAUUAAAAUGGCACUGUUUCCAGUGAUGGAUAACAUUUAAUUUAUGCACUUAGGCCAAUUUGCUCUUAGUCCAUCUAGUCCAAGUAAUGUCCAGC
Molecule: messenger RNA, 7647 nt
Organism: Lymnaea stagnalis (great pond snail)
Lineage: Eukaryota; Metazoa; Mollusca; Gastropoda; Lymnaeidae
Source: the annotation of a GenBank genome assembly